This is a messenger RNA of Leptopilina boulardi, 1925 nucleotides long. RefSeq names its product ubiquitin-conjugating enzyme E2 R2. Gene Ontology annotation, molecular function: ubiquitin conjugating enzyme activity. The record is from RefSeq and is a predicted model, not a curated record. The transcript is spliced from 5 exons. The coding region runs from base 512 to 1228 and encodes 238 amino acids. Gene Ontology annotation, biological process: ubiquitin-dependent protein catabolic process; protein polyubiquitination. NCBI's taxonomy places the organism in Eukaryota, Metazoa, Arthropoda, Insecta, Hymenoptera, Figitidae.
AACUACAACUGACGCAGACGGAUGUCAGCUGUUUUGUUGCACGCAUCGUAAGCUGAGUUGAUCAUUUUCCAUGAAACAGUUCUGCAGCUUUGUUUCCUCUUGAUUGUACUGUAUUUCUUUGUUUAUUUGGUGGUGAAGAGAGAAGAAAAAAUUGUGUCAACAUAAUUGAAAGUGUGGAAAACUCUAUACAAUUCGAGGUGAUUCAUGAUUGGGCAGUAAUACUGUGAUUUAGAAACAAAAUUUUUACUCAGCUCCGAUAUAAACCCGAGAAAGAGAGACAAAAGGUGGUGUAUGUGUGUGUGUGAACAAAACAUCGCGUCAAAGUGUCGACAAAGGCUUUCUCAUUCAAAGUGGUAUAAGUGUAUGUGUGUGUGCUCUUCUGUGUAAAAAUUAUACAAGUGGACGAAGAAAUCAUUUUUUUUCCCUCCCUGGGUGAACACAUUUUCGUAUCGUCAUUUACCAAGUGGAAUUUAAAGAGAUCCGAGUGGCGUAUUCAAGAGAAACAAAAAUAAUGGCGCAGCCGAGUUCUAGCGCCGUUAGGGCUCUUGCCCUCGAAUACAAAAGUCUCCAGGAGGAACCCGUCGAAGGAUUCCGCGUCAAACUUGUUAAUGAGGACAACAUGUUCGAGUGGGAAGUUGCAAUUUUUGGACCACCAGACACUCUCUAUCAAGGAGGCUAUUUUAAGGCACACAUGAAAUUUCCACCAGAUUAUCCAUACAGUCCACCAAGUAUUCGUUUCAAGACAAAAGUUUGGCAUCCCAAUGUUUAUGAGAAUGGAGACUUGUGCAUAUCGAUUUUACAUCCACCAGUAGAUGAUCCACAAAGCGGUGAGCUUCCAUGUGAAAGGUGGAACCCAACUCAAAACGUCAGGACAAUCCUGUUGAGUGUGAUCUCGCUCUUGAAUGAGCCCAACACAUACAGCCCUGCCAAUGUCGAUGCCUCAGUGAUGUAUAGACGUUGGCGCGACUCCAAAGGACGGGACAAAGAAUAUGAAAAUAUCAUCAGGAAACAAGCGCAGGCUGCAAAAAUGGAAGCGGAAAAAGAAGGAAUUGUCGUUCCAUUAACAUUAGAAGAUUAUUGCAUAAAAACACGAGAAAGGCCUGUCGAACAUCAACUUGACAUGACAGAUUUUUACGAUGACGAAUAUGAGCUCGAUGAUGAUGAGGACGAGCAAUUGAGUGCAAGUGAUUAUGAGGAUGGCGACGAUAGCGGCAACGGAGAGACGUGAUCCAUUUCAUAAAAAAAAAAGAAACAAAAAAAAAAAAAAAAAAAAGUUUGCGAAUAUAAAAACGAACUUUUCAUCCAGUUCUGUAUAGAGUAUUAAAUUAACGAGCUUCUGAACUGGACGCUGCUGUUGCGUGCGAACAUUUUUUUUUUUCGAGAAAAAAAAAGAUCAUGAAAAAAUCGUAAUAGAUUUUUGAAAAAAUUACACAACUUGGCGUCUUUUUAAAUUCUGAAGCUUUUGCUUUGGAGAAGAAAAAAAACUCGUUUUAGACUAUAAGAGUUACCAUAUAGUGGUACUUAUAUAAAAAGAAAAAGGAUUUUAAACGCCUAGAGCGUUAAAAAAAAUACCCGUUUGAUAAAAGCGCAAUGUUUUCUUUUUUUUGGGGGAAUUGUUGCAGCGAUUUGUUUUUUUUUCCUUUCGUAUAGUUGUGCAAUCUACUUGCCCUUUACUUUAUUUUCUUUUUCUAGUUAGUUUUGUUUGUAUAAUGGAAAAUUAACCGCAUCCUUUAAAGUCAUGGUUUUUUUUUUCUUUAAAGGGUUUAGGAUAAAUUUUUUUUCUAAAUUGAAUUUUUUUUCAGAGUUUCAAUAUAAAUUUGAAGUUUUCAAUUAAUGCAUCGAUUUAAUUUAUUAUAAAUUGUUUGUUUAAUUGAAUUCAUUCUUUUGGCAAUAUACUCGAAAUAAAGAUAGCAGGAUGAAAUAUA